CUGCUAUCGUUCGGAUUAUAGCGCCAGAGUUAUUCAUUGAUUAAUACGACUUAUUAGCUUUAAUUUUAGCGUUAUAUUUAGAUAUUUGAUUUAAUUAAUUAAAUUCGAUAACAGAGCAAAGAGUUUGGACUGGAAAAUUCUUCAAAAUAUAAUUUAGACGUCACGCUCUUUAUUGAUGGCGAGCUAAACAAAAUAUUGCGCAUCACGUUUAUUUCACCGGAUAUUAACUGCAUUUUUAGUCUUCACGCUCUUCCCUAAAAACAAUUGAUUAAAUCUUCAAUUAUUCGCGUUUGAAAUUAGAAUAAAAUAAUGUCUUACAAAGACAACGAUAAAAAAAGAGUUGCCGGUAAAACUCAGAAUUUCAAUUCUGGUGGUAGUGCCGAAAGAGAUGGCUACGGCCAGCGAUCCGGUCGUGAUUACGACCGCAACAAAGAUAAUGAUUCAAGUCAGAUAAGAGCUGAGGCAGGAUCUGACGGCAAGGCGGCCAAUGAAGUCGUCGGAGAUAGACCCAAUGACCUCAGGCAGGAAGGUCUUAUUGAGAGUAAUUGGGACGAAGUUAUUGAAAAUUUCGAUGACAUGAACCUCAAAGAAAAUCUGCUUAGAGGUGUCUACGCAUAUGGCUUUGAGAAACCAUCAGCUAUUCAACAGAGGGCAAUAAUGCCAUGCACGAAGGGAUUUGAUGUCAUUGCACAGGCUCAGUCAGGUACUGGUAAAACAGCAACUUUUGCAAUUGCAAUAUUGCAGAAAAUCGACACGUCCCUAAAAGAAUGUCAGGCCUUAAUUCUUGCCCCUACCAGAGAACUUGCUCAACAGAUUCAGAAGGUAGUUGUGGCGCUCGGGGACUACAUGAAGGCUGAAUGUCAUGCAUGUAUCGGGGGUACUAAUGUCAGGGAGAACCUACAUCGACUAUCAAGUGGGGUGCAUGUUGUCGUCGGUACACCUGGAAGAGUUUUCGAUAUGAUCCAAAGACGAGCUCUUAAUACAAAAUACAUCAAACAGUUUAUAUUGGAUGAGGCAGAUGAAAUGUUAUCCAGAGGAUUCAAGGAUCAGAUAUACGAUGUCUUCAGAACUCUCAAUGAAAAUAUUCAGGUCAUACUCCUAUCAGCAACCAUGCCUGACGACGUGUUGGAUGUCACCAAGAGAUUCAUGCGUGACCCAAUUAGGAUUCUCGUGAGAAAGGAAGAGCUGACAUUGGAAGGAAUCCGUCAAUUCUACGUCGUCAUAGAACAAGAGGAAUGGAAACUAGAUACGCUCUGUGACUUGUACGAGACUCUGACCAUAACGCAAGCAGUCAUCUUCUGUAACACCCGUCGCAAAGUUGAAUGGCUUACUGAGAAAAUGCACCAACGAGACUUCACCAUCUCUGCUAUUCACGGAGACAUGGAGCAAGGGCAGCGAGAUGUGAUCAUGAGAGAGUUCAGGUCGGGGUCCAGUCGAGUUCUCAUCACUACAGACCUCCUAGCUAGAGGUAUCGACGUGCAACAAGUUUCGUUAGUCAUCAACUACGACGUGCCCACCAAUAGAGAUAAUUACAUUCACAGGAUUGGAAGAGGUGGUCGUUUCGGCAGGAAAGGUGUCGCGAUAAACUUCGUAACGAAUGAGGACAGGAGAAUAAUGAAGGAUAUUGAAACAUUUUACAACACCACAAUAGAAGAAAUGCCCAUGAAUGUGGCUGAUCUUAUUUAAAUGAAUUGAAUGGAUCAAAUUAAUGAAUGAAUGAAGCAUUCCUUCUAUUGAAUUGCUGGAAUGAAUGAAUGAUUCCUUCUACUAAAUUUACUAAAUUGUUGGAUGAAUGAAUGAUUUCUUCUAUUGAAAAGCUGAAUGAAUGUUGUAGUUAUGUUAUUAAACUCAUGAUAGUUUGCUAGUAGGGUAUUACUAUUUUGUUAAUGAUGAACUAUAUAUUAAUAAUAUAUAUCUUAGAUUGAUUGGUUGGUUGAUUGAUAAAAAUUUUGUGAAUAUGUAUUAUAAUAAUAAAUAAAUAUGGAAGUUGUACGCGUU
Helobdella robusta is the source of this 1998-nucleotide messenger RNA. RefSeq lists its product as hypothetical. Gene Ontology annotation, cellular component: cytoplasmic stress granule. Bases 310 to 1686 code for a protein of 458 amino acids. The record is from RefSeq and is a predicted model, not a curated record. Gene Ontology annotation, molecular function: RNA helicase activity; translation initiation factor activity; ATP binding. The transcript is spliced from 9 exons. Lineage: Eukaryota; Metazoa; Annelida; Clitellata; Rhynchobdellida; Glossiphoniidae. Gene Ontology annotation, biological process: cytoplasmic translational initiation.